GCGUCACUCGGGUUUUUCCGCAGGGCGGGACGCUCGCUCGGGCCACUUUCGUUUCGCGGAGGCGCGCGGAAGGAAAGCGGCGUCACGGUGUGUCGAUAAUUCUUCAGUGAAGUCCGCAAACGUCCAGAAGCGAUCGACUGUGACGCGAUCCGGAGUACAGGCCGCGAUGGACGGACUGUAUCAUGCCUGGGCACCGACCACAGUAUCUCAAGGUAAUCCGUACGUUGAGAUCAUCGAGCAGCCGAAGGCACGGGGAAUGCGUUUUCGUUAUAAAUGUGAAGGUCGAUCGGCCGGCAGUAUUCCUGGAGAGAAGAGCAAUGAAACCACCAAAACACAUCCCGCUAUCAAGGUUCAUAACUACAGCGGUCCAAUAAGAGUGAGGAUCUCUUUGGUUACCAAGAAUCAGCCGUAUAAACCUCAUCCUCAUGAACUGGUGGGCAAAGACUGUAAACAUGGAUAUUAUGAGGCAGAUUUACAGGAGAGACGGAUUCACAGUUUCCAGAAUCUGGGUAUUCAGUGCGUUAAGAAGAAGGACGUGGGAGAAGCUGUUUCCUGUCGACUUCAAACACAGAACAACCCCUUUAAAAUUCCUGAACCCAAAAUCUGGGAGGAGGAAUAUGACCUGAAUGCAGUUCGCCUGUGUUUCCAGGUCUUCAUCACUCUGCCCAGCGGUGAAUCUUUUCUUCUGAAUCCUGUGGUCUCUCAUCCCAUCUAUGACAACAGAGCUCCAAACACAGCUGAGCUGAAGAUCUGCAGGGUUAACAGAAACUCUGGCACCUGUCGAGGGGGAGACGAGAUCUUUUUACUCUGUGAUAAAGUUCAGAAAGAGGACAUCGAGGUGCGUUUUUUCCGUGACUCGUGGGAGAGCAAGGGUUCGUUCUCUCAGGCGGACGUUCACAGACAGGUGGCCAUUGUGUUCCGGACUCCACCGUACAGCGACACCAACCUGACAGAACCGGUGCGUGUCAAAAUGCAGCUCCGCAGGCCGUCCGAUCGAGAGGUCAGUGAGCCCAUGGACUUCCAGUAUCUGCCCGCUGAUCCAGAUGAACAUCGGAUACUGGAAAAGAGGAAGAGGACCGAGGGAAUGCUGCAAAACCUUAAACUCAACAGCAUCAUUUCAGGCUCCUCGAUGCCUAUGGACAGACGACCAUUCAGCACAGCUAAAAGAUCUCUGCCCGUCUCCAAACCUACAGCCGCCAUCGGCCUGCUGCCAGCCGCUUCUGUGUCCGUAGGUGCAUCGGUGAAGCCCCAGACGUCCUCGUUCUUCAGUCAGACCCCUGGGCAUCUGUUUGCUCAGUCCACACAGAGCGAACUCAAAGCGGAGCCGUCGACAUCCGCAAGUGACCCUUGGACGUUCCUCAGCACCUUGACGGUGGACCCUCAUCCCAAAGCUGUGCCAGUGAGCGCCGCUCCCACCACACUCACUCAAGACUUCCCCACCGUUAACCUGUCUGACCUACACGACUUUCCCUUCAGUAACUUCACCGUAAAGUCCCAGGAUCAGAAUAACGCCGGAGGCGAUGUCGUCGGGUGCGCAGUUUCUCAAAGCGUGCAGAACGCGUUCGGCGGACCCUUCGGAGAUGACGAGUUUCCGGAGUUCCCGAGCUUCUCGGAAGCGCAAGGCACAGACGUCGACAACAUUAACAUCGAUGAGAUUCAGGAGCUUCUAGGUCAAAGUGGACUUUCUGCUGAAGGACUCGCGAUUGGGAAUUCAAUUAUGGGAAAGUCUGCGGGCAACGUCUCCGCGUCCAACCCGCCGGAUCACUCGGAAAACAACUCCACCUGGAUGACUUUUCCACUGAGCAUCGCUAACCUUAUUCGAAACGAGAACAUGAUUGACAGUUCGCCGGCUCCGCCUACCGCGUCCGCUGUGCUCGAGGACCUUGAUGUGAUCAGUUCGAUGGAUGAAGAUCGUCUCAUGUCAAUCUUAAACGGCAACUCCCAAUUGGGAUUUCUGCCUGGACAUCCGAACUAAACGUUGAAGAACGUCGUCUUCAUUUUGACCCUCUCAUGUUUCUCCUCAAUAAUCUUUGUUUUACAGAAGCAUGAUGUUAAAAAGUCACAUAACCAAACUGAAAGACUUUACAAGCUUUACAUGGACAGGUAGCUUUUACCUGUUAGAAAUUUUGGGGGGCGGUAAGGGGUCUAUCUUUACUUGGUGCCUUAACAAGUUUAAACUAACUCGCCCUCUUAGAUCAGUCUACACACUAUCGCUCCAGACGAUAUUAUGAGAUGAAAGAGUGAAAUGAUUGAGUGGGUGAUUGCAGGUUUGAUUCAGAAACAUUAAAGAUUAAAAUAAUCCUCUUGACAUUCAGACUCAACGCCAACAGUCUGACAAGUACGUUGGGAAACAGUGCAGUCGAUCACUGUUCUGUUUCAAAGAAAAUUUUUUGCACUAUUGCCAAGUUACAUAUAAAAGACAUAGCUUCAAUUGAGCUAUAGAGAAUCCAUACAGAGAAUCUCAUCCUGACUGAUUUCUUGGUCGGGUCCAGCAGAAGCAGCGUCUAUUUAAAAAUGACAAUUAAUGACUUCAACAGUGACUGUUUUUACAAAUGAAACUGUAAGAGGUUUUUAUUUGGUGGGGGGGAGCUCUUCUGACAGAUAUACAGCUAAUGUAGAUUAGAUUUAGAUUUUUUAUUUCAAAAGUGGUUGUAAGUAGUGUUGCAAUGGGGCGGAAAGUUUCAUUAGGGUAGAAAUUGCAUUAAAUCUCGUUGUUUGAACAAAAUUAUGCUGCAGGAUUUUUUAACUACAUUUAAGUUCUCUGUUAAAGGCAAAUCUGCAUUUGUUUUUUUGAAUUCCCAUGAAAAUGAAUUUUGCAACCCUAGUUGUAACAGCAAGGUCUAUAGUGCCGGUUUUAUAUUGAAUGUAUAAAGGCCAUUAGAAAUCGAGAUGUAAUUCUCUUAACGUUACACUGCUAACAUCUGUUUUAUAUUGUGUCAGCAACACGCACUUGAUCUUUUAUUCUUUAGUCUUGCUUUUCUCAUAAAGUUUAAAGUAGGUCAUCAAUCGGACAGCUGUGUGACGUCUGUACACUUGCUGAAAACAGCCAAAAGAGUUGAGCUGUAAAAGUGUAGCCUGUUAAACUCUCUGCUUUGCUCUGUAUGUUUUCUUUGUUUGUUAAUUCAGUAAUGUUUUAUAUCGAGUACACAACAGUAAAGAAUGAAGGGAAAUUUCCUGUAUGGCCACAGUUACAUGAAGAUUAACAAUAACACGAGCACAAGAAGAACUGAGAAAAAAAUCAGUAUGACUGUUGUGUGUUGUUUUUUUAUGUGCAGUUAUUGUGAUGUUAAAGCUUAAUGUGUUUUUUAUUUCCAGUGGCGGCCGGUGACUUCUUUUUCAAGGGUGCAUGAUGCGAAGCUCAUCACAACACGUAUUUAUCCCAUCAUAUUUGUGGCUCAUCACGUUAAAAUAUUUGUUCGCCGCAUCAUGUGAACCUUAUGUGCAUUACAAACAUGUCAAAAUCCAUGCCUGCUGCUACAGACGCUUCAAAGGGGUUUAAAGAGAUGCUCACGUUUGGCAGUUACUCAUUUAAUCUCUCGCGUGUAAUCAGAGUUUAGUGUCAAGUUAGUGUGAGCGUCUCUUUUAUCAUAAACCCUUUAGACGCGUGUGCAGCAGGCUCUUAUUUUGACACGACGCACCGAACACAUAUUUUAAAUUCAUGCCCCCGUAAGAGAAGUCACCGGCCGCCAGUGUUUAUUCCUCACCGUGUGUGCCUUUCUCAUUUCCGUUUAUUUGCGCUUAACUGAUAAACAAGUCAAACUGAUUUCUGUACAAUAUUCAUUUAUUUUCCUGUAGUCGUCAUUACUAAUGACUAUUUAUGAGUUAACCCAGAUUUAAAUGUUUGUGACAUUAGUACAGUAAAGCUUUAUUGUGCCUCUCAUGUACACUUUUGUACAAUUAAUCGAGCUGUAAUAAUAAAUGAUACACGUUCAGUGAUUUGAACAUUGCUCUUUUAUUUAUGUAUAUAAACAUAAUCUGAAUGAACAACAACAAAAAUAACUGUUUAUAUAGGGCUGCAUAACAACUUAUCACUUGCAGAAUAAAAGUUUUGGUUUAUAUCA
Paramisgurnus dabryanus is the source of this 4061-nucleotide messenger RNA. It is a transcript of the gene rela, whose product is annotated as v-rel avian reticuloendotheliosis viral oncogene homolog A. Gene Ontology annotation, cellular component: nucleus; cytoplasm. Gene Ontology annotation, molecular function: RNA polymerase II cis-regulatory region sequence-specific DNA binding; DNA-binding transcription factor activity, RNA polymerase II-specific. The record is from RefSeq and is a predicted model, not a curated record. Lineage: Eukaryota; Metazoa; Chordata; Actinopteri; Cypriniformes; Cobitidae. Gene Ontology annotation, biological process: positive regulation of transcription by RNA polymerase II; non-canonical NF-kappaB signal transduction; innate immune response.